Molecule: messenger RNA, 4155 nt
Organism: Apodemus sylvaticus (European woodmouse)
Lineage: Eukaryota; Metazoa; Chordata; Mammalia; Rodentia; Muridae
Product: zinc finger protein 60-like
Exons: 6
Coding region: 1009-3294 (761 amino acids)
Biological process (GO): regulation of transcription by RNA polymerase II
Molecular function (GO): RNA polymerase II cis-regulatory region sequence-specific DNA binding; DNA-binding transcription factor activity
Source: RefSeq, a predicted model, not a curated record
GGGAAGCAGCUGGCUGGGUGUAAAUGUGGACCGUGGUGUGGGGUGUGGGGUGGCUGUACGGCUGUGUGUGAGCUGUGUGGGGACGGCGGUGGCGGUGCGUGUGCACACCUUGAGUUCUGUGCAUUAUCUGUGUCACCUUACUUGUCGCUCUCUACUCCCACUUUCUCCCCUUGCCCCGGGGGCUGAAGCAGAGGACCAGGCUUCCGAAAGGAGGGUGCCAGGUCUGAAGGGAAACUUUUGAGUUGAGCAUGGGAGGGGCAUUUCAGGCCAGAAGUGUCUCUGGGGUUGAUUAAGAGAACUGCAACCUGUUGUUGAAUUCCAUGACUUUCCCUGAGCCCCAGCCAGGUGAGUGUUGAGGAAAGUGAGGGAAAGUGCUCAGUGAGGAUGCUCUCGGAUAAAGUGUGGGAUCUCACGCUUUCCCAGGCUGCCCGCCUAGGCAAUUAUUCCAAAGGAGGGCUGGAGAAUAAUGAAACUAUUAUUGUGAGUUUGCACAUUUCUGUUUGAGAAAUGAGGUUUUAGUUUUAGAAUAUGGAAUUGUCAGUAAAUGAAGCAGGUGCAUCUAAAAUGAUACCUCCACCACUGUGUCCCUUAAGGUGUCCCUGCCAUCCCCCCCCCCCCCCGCGCUAGUAUUCACAUUAUCAUUUCAAUGACCCUUGACUUCCUCUACAGUCACUUCUUUUUCUGCGAAUGUUAUAGAUAGGAACCUCCAAAGGUUAACAUUAGGGCGUUCAAAUUCAAGAUUUGUUAAAUCGACUGCUAUUUCAAUGGCAUCACACAUCAGAUGGCCUUAGAUCUUUAUAGGCCUUCCUUUCAAUGCAGCAGAGGAGUGGACGUGGUAGGAGAUUUCUGUUCAUGACUUCAGGUGGGAAAGUAAUAGAACUAAAUUUGGCAUCUUUGAGAGUUAGUAAUUUUCAGUCUCUCUAUGUGUGUGUGAGAGAGAGAGAUGACAUGGAGGAAGAGAGAAACGGUUAACAUUGGCCGGAUCCAGGGGAGGAAGCCUGAAGAAGAAUGGCCAGCUCCACUUCUCACCACAUGGUCUGUGGGUCAGUGACAUUUAGGGAUGUGGCUGUUGAGUUCUCUCAGGAGGAGUGGGCCUGCCUGGAUGCUGCUCAGAAGGCCCUGUACAGGGACACAAUGUUGGAGACCUACAGCAACCUCGUGGCAGUGGGAAGAAUGAGAGACUCCUUGGUUGGAAGCAGGAGCCACGUGCCUGCUUUUGCCCAUCUCUUGGGGACGCCCUCCUUGAGCUCUCGGUUCAGUGAGAGACUCUGUUUCGUGAAAUUAAACAGAGAUCCCUCAAAGAAGACACCUGACCCGGACACAGUGGGAAGCUGCAUUUCCAAGCCCGAUCUGAUCGUCUUACUGGAGCAGCAGAAAGAGCCCUGGAUGGCUAUGAAGGAAGUAACACACAGGCUGAGCCCAGAUUUGGAGUCACGUUAUGAAGCUGAAAAUAUGUCUCCAGAAAACCAAACUCAUGAUAUAAAUUUAUUCAAGCAGAGAAUAAAGCAAUUAAGUAAAACUUUUGACCUUAAGGUUUGCAGUUUUACUAAUGGCCCCAACUGUAUUAUAUUCAAGGGACUACAGAGUUCUCAAGAAGAAGAUGCUGGCCAACAGAUUACUAACAAGGCAGAAAUGCCUCCUUAUUCCUGCCAGACUCUUGCUCACAACAUAGAAAAGCCAUAUGAAUGUAAAGAGUGUGGGAAGUGCUUUGGUUGUAGGUCAACUCUUACUCAGCAUCAGAGUAUUCAUACUGGAGAGAAGCCCCAUGAAUGUAAGGAGUGUGGGAAGGCCUUCAGACUCCACCAGCAGCUUGCAAGACAUCAGAAAUCUCACAGUGGUGAGAGACCUUACAAAUGUAAUGAAUGUGAAAAGGCUUUUCAUCUUCCUUACCUGCUCAAGUACCAUAAAACCAUUCACACAGGUACAAAACCAUUUGAAUGUGAAGAGUGUGGGAAAUCCUUCAAGCGUGUCUCCCAUCUUGUUGAACAUAGGACUAUUCAUGCUGGUGUGAAACCCUAUGAGUGUAAUGACUGUGGGAAAGCCUUUAAACGUCGCUCAUACCUUAAGCAACACCAGAAAAUUCAUUCUGGUGAGAGACCCUUUCAAUGUAAGGACUGUGGAAAGGCCUUCACUGUUCUGACACAGCUCACACGGCACCAGAACAUUCACACUGAAGACAAAUCAUUUGCAUGUAAGCAUUGUGGGAAGAUAUUCAGUUGUAGCUCAUUCCUCUUGCGGCACCAGAGUAUUCAUACCGGUGAGAAACCCUUUGAAUGUAAUGCAUGCGGCAAGACUUUUAGGCUUCAGGUGUACCUUAAUGAGCAUCAGAAAACUCACACUGAUGAGAAACCUUUCAAGUGUAAGCUGUGUGGGUCAGCCUUUAGACGUAAGGACCAACUUAAUGAACAUCAGAAAAUUCAUUCUGAUGUGAAACCCUAUCAGUGCAAGGACUGUGGGAAAUUAUUUCGCCGAAAAUCAAGUUUUACUGAGCAUCAGAGCAUUCACAGUGAAAAGAAGCCCUUCAACUGUAAGGACUGUGGGAAGGUCUUUAGACUUAAUAUACAUCUCAUGAGACAUCAGAAGUCUCACAGUGGGGAGAGACCUUUUGAGUGCACAGAGUGUGGAAAGGCUUUUCAUCUUCCCAGCCAGCUUAAUUACCAUAAAACUGUUCAUACAAAUCAAAAACCAUUUGCUUGUGAAGAAUGUGGGAAGUCCUUCAAGCAUGCCUCCAGCCUUGUUGAACAUAGGAUUAUCCAUGCUGGUGUGAUACCCUAUGAAUGUAGUGAGUGUGGAAAAGCUUUUAAUCAUCGCUCAAACCUCAAGCAACAUCAGAAAACUCAUUCUGGUGAGAGGCCCUUUCAGUGUGAGGACUGUGGAAAGGGCUUCACUGUCCUGGCGCAGCUCACUCGGCACCAGAGCAUUCACACUGGAGAGAAGUUGUUUGAAUGUGAGCAGUGUAGAUCCACUUUCCGACUUAAGUCCCAACUCAAUCAGCAUCAGAGAAUUCAUAUGGAUGUGAAACCCUAUCAGUGCAAGGAAUGUGGAAAGGGCUUUGUUCGUGGUACAGCCCUUAGGAUUCAUCAGAGAAUCCACACUGGUGAGAAACCAUUUCAAUGUAACAAAUGUGGGGAAGCCUUUCAAUAUCACUACCAGUUUCUUAGACAUUUUAGAACUCAUACUGGCAAGAAUCCUUCUGAAUGUAAAGAAUUGUGGCAGAGUUCCUUAAAGUACAACAAAGAAUUCACACUGGUGAGAAACCUUACAAAUGUUAUUAAGACUUGUGAAGGUCAUUAGUCAAAAAAUCGAGCUUGGUUUGACAUACUAAAAUUCAUAUUAGUAAGAAGUCUUAUGAUGUAAGACAUGGAAAGGCCUUUAGCAAUAUUGCUAAGCUAGCUCUAUAUUGGGGAAUUCAUACUGGUGAGAAACUGUGAAUGUGAGAAGUGUAAGAAUAUGUUUAGAUUUAGUUCAGUCUUCCGCGCAUAGUGGAGAGUUCUGAAGUGGAAAUGUCUGCGUUUGGGUGGGGGGACUCAAUUGGGUCAUGUGAUGUUGUUCUGAAAACUGUCUUAUGAGAGGAUAUUGUGCUGAGAACAGACACAUGGUGUUUUUCUGGAAGCUGCCUGGUGAAAGGGCAUGUGAUGUUUUGCUGGAUAGGAAAUAUGAUGUUUGGAAAGAGUAUUAUGACCCAACAGAGAGUGUAGGACACUCUGGCAUUGGUUUGCCUUACCACUCUUUGCUGGUCUUUGUUGGACUUUGCUGACACUGGUCUUCAUUGAUGAUGCUGUGACAUUAGUUCACCUCGCCUUCUUUGAUGAUCAUUGCUUACUGUGAUUUGUAGAGAGAAAUGUACCAAAGAACUCUGAUAUUCUAAAGGCUUGUUGCCACUUCAGAGGACUGGGGCCAAUUGACGGAGCCUUGUGGUUUCUUCUGGAUAGAACUGUCAUCCAAGUGGAUCAACCUACCGCUGCUGAUUCGUGUGAACUCAACUGCUGAUAUCUGACAAUGAAAAUUGUAAUCACCUAAAGAUCUAUUUCUAAACAGGUCCACAUCUGCCUUUGCCCUAUUAACCUUUCCUUGCACCACCUCUGGUGGCUGUUGGACUAGAAGGGAGGUUAAAGUAUUUAAAAACUCUUAUUAAAAUAGGCUUUGAAACUCUAA